AAUAAUAAUAAUAAUAAUAAUAAUAAUAAUAAUAAUAAUAAUAAUAAUAAUAAUAAUAAUAAUAAUAAUAACAAUAAUAAUAAUAAUAAUAAUAAUAAUAAUAAUAAUAAUAAUAAUAAUAAUAAUAAUAAUAAUAAUAAUAAUAAUAAUAACAGUAGUAGUAGUAGUAGUUGUAAUAAGAGUAGUAAUGUCAUGGAUAUUCACCACCACCACCACCGCCACCGCCACCGCCACCACCACCACCACCACCACCACUACCAGAAUAAUAAUGAUAAUAAUAAUAAUAAUAAUAAUAAUAAUAAUAAUAAUAAUAAUAAUAAUAAUAAUAAUAAUAAUAAUAAUAAUAAUAAUAAUAAUAAUAAUAAUAAUAAUAAUAAUAAUAAUAAUAAUAAUAAUAAUAAUAAUAAUAAUAAUAAUAAUAAUAAUAAUAAUAAUAAUAAUAAUAAUAAUAAU
Molecule: messenger RNA, 453 nt
Organism: Portunus trituberculatus (swimming crab)
Lineage: Eukaryota; Metazoa; Arthropoda; Malacostraca; Decapoda; Portunidae
Product: glycosyltransferase-like protein gnt13
Exons: 4
Source: RefSeq, a predicted model, not a curated record